AUGCUGAAAAAUGAAAGGUCACAGAAGUGGCACGUGAAGGACGUAACAAAAUCAAACGUAGUUUUUGACAGUCAGAAAGAUAAUUCAGAAGUAAAUGAUCAGGGGUCAGAGGCAAGCAAGAGCAAACAGUGGGAAGAAUGGAUUCGAAGUCAACCUAUCAGCGUACUUCGGCUAGAUCGAACCGAACGACUCGUUUUGAAAAUUGGAGGUGAGACUUAUUUUGAGAGCAAAUCUUGUCAGUAUUGCCUAGUGUUAUCGAAUUCAUACUUUAUUCCAUUCGACUUCUACUAA
This is a messenger RNA of Thelazia callipaeda (thelaziosis nematode), 291 nucleotides long. Lineage: Eukaryota; Metazoa; Nematoda; Chromadorea; Rhabditida; Thelaziidae. The record is from the annotation of a GenBank genome assembly.